Messenger RNA from Haemonchus placei, 3540 nucleotides. Lineage: Eukaryota; Metazoa; Nematoda; Chromadorea; Rhabditida; Trichostrongylidae. The record is from the annotation of a GenBank genome assembly.
AUGGGUCUACUGCGAUAUGCGUUCAUUCUUGCUUUUAUUGCGUUUCUGUCCCACUUCAUCAUCAACAAGCUCCAUACGAAACUCCCACUUCACUUUGGUGGACACGUAGAAGCAGGAUACAAGAGGGUUCGCGAAGCUUUUGAGCAAAACUUCCGCGAUGGCUGGGAACCCGAAGGAGCAUCCCUUGCUGUAUUCGUGAAAGGACGUAAAGUGGUCGACCUAUGGGGUGGAUAUGCUGAUAAGCAAGCAGCUCGUAUUUGGAAAGAAGACACGGUUACGGUGACGUUCUCUACAACUAAGGCUGUUGCAGCUGUAUGUAUAGCGAUGCUAGCCGAUCGAGGACGUCUAAAGUAUGAUGAUCUCGUCUCGAAAUACUGGCCAGGAUUUGCAAAAAAUGGCAAGGCCAACGUCACUAUCGAAUGGGUCAUGUCACAUAUGGCGGGUCUACCGUACCUGGAUACGACAAUCACCAAAGAAAUGAUAACAGAUCAUAAUCUUAUGAGAAAGGCGUUGGAGAAGGAAGCUCCAAAACGGCCACCUGGGCGCCAUACCGGUUACCAUACGUUCACCUACGGAUGGCUAGUAGACCAGAUUGUAAGGCACACGGAUGAGAAACAUCGAGGAAUCGGACAGUUUUUCAGAGAAGAAGUGGCGAAGCCAAACGGAGUCGACUUUCACAUAGGCCUGGACCAUUCUGAGGAGUAUCGAGUUGCUCGAGUUGUUCUUCCAACCGUGGCAGGAGGGCUUGCAGAAGUUUUGCAUGAUUUCAAACUUGGCCUGGCGCUCCUGAAAUUCUUCUUUGCUCCCGAGGAAAGUCCCUUGAAAAAGUCACUGCGGAACUCGCCAUGGAUUGACGUUUUGGACAAAUGCACAGUUAACGAUCCCGAACAGCAUGCAGUGGAGCAAGCGGCAGCAUUUGGCAUCGGAAACGCUCGUUCACUCGCAUCAAUAUUUAACCUGCUAGUUAAUGGGCAUAUCGUAAGCGAGAAAACGAUGGCGUUUCUACAAAAACCAGUUAUCAACACAACAGACUACGUCUUGAAUGAACAGACUGUCAAAGGACAUGGAUUCUUCUACUAUCCGCCAAUACGAGAAAAUGAAAAACAUUCAAUGAUGGGCCAUUCCGGCCUGGGAUGCCAGCAGGUGAUGUUCGACAUGAAGAAUAAAAUCGUAUUCGCUUAUGUGGCAAAUGGAAUGAAAGCGAGGGAAUACGUUCUCUGCCGGAACUAUAUGCGGCUACAAAAUGCUCUCUAUAGUGCCUUGAAAUUCCAUUCUGAACUGCCGUUACACUUUGGUGGAUAUGUGGAUGACGGGUACGAAAGACUCCAGGAAGUAUUUGAGCGAAACUUCCGCGAUGGCUGGGAGUCCGUGGGUGCAGCAUUUGCCGUUUUCGUGAAAGGCCGCAAAGUAGUUGACUUGUGGGGUGGCUAUGCGGAUAAGCAAGCGGCUCGACCAUGGAAAGAGGACACGCUCAUGAUAACGUUUUCGCCAACCAAGGCCUUUGCAGCCGUAUGUGUGGCGUUACUCGUCGACCGAGGACGUCUGAAGUACGACGAUCUCGUCUCGAAACAUUGGCCUGAGUUUGCGAAGAAUGGCAAAGAAAACAUCACCGUUGACUGGGUUCUCUCACAUAUGGCCGGUUUACCAUACCUGGACACGCCGAUCACUAAAGAGAUGGCAACGAACCACAAGCUCAUGAAAGGGGUGUUGGAAAACGAAACGCCGAAAGUACCGCCUGGACGGGGCACUGGAUAUCACUCAUUCACCUACGGAUGGCUCGUGGAUCAAAUUAUAAGGAAAGCAGAUGAAAAGCAUCGAGGGAUCAGCCAAUUCCUCAAGGAAGAAAUAACAGGACCAAACGGAAUCGACUUUCACGUCGGUCUACACGCUUCUGAAAAACAUCGAGACAGUAUCAUAGCCAAGGCGAUGGGAAAUUUGCCUUGGGUGGACGUAUUGGAUAUGUACACACUGAACAGUCCUGCACAGCAGACAUUAGAGCAAGCGACUGCAAUUAGCAUUGGGAAUGCUCGUUCAAUGGCUUCCAUAUUUAGCCUGUUUGUCAACGGACGUAUCGUUAGCGAAAAAACCCUGGCGCUUAUAGAGAAACCAGUGGUCAACGAAACGGACUAUGUCAUUAACGAAGUAAUCGCCAGAGGGCAUGGAUUCUACUACUACCCACCACGAGGAAAAUUUGAAGACAAUCUCAUGAUAGGUCAUCCUAGCCUUGGAUGCCAGCAGCUGAUGUUCGACACGAAAAAGAAGAUUUCUUUCGCUUACGUGACGAACGGAUUAAAAGCGGGCGCCUAUGAUCUCUGUCCCCACUUCAUCUUUAACAAGUUCCAUUCCGAGCUACCGUUCCACUUUGGUGGAUAUGCAGAUGAAGGGUACGAAAGGCUCCAGGAAGUAACACCAUUUUCGCCCAGGCGAAACUUCCGCGAUGGCUGGGAGUCCGUGGGUGCAGCAUUUGCCGUUUUCGUGAAAGGCCGUGCAGUGGUUGACUUGUGGGGUGGCUAUGCAGAUAAGCAAGCGGCUCAACCAUGGAAAGAGGACACCCUCAUGGUAACGUUUUCGCCAACCAAGGCCUUUGCAGCCGUAUGUGUGGCGUUACUCGUCGACCGAGGACGUCUGAAGUACGACGAUCUCGUCUCGAAACAUUGGCCUGAGUUUGCGAAGAAUGGCAAAGAAAAUAUUACCAUCGACUGGGUUCUCUCACAUAUGGCCGGUUUACCGUACUUGGACACUCCAAUCACUAAAGAGAUGGCAACAGACCACAAGCUUAUGAAAGGGGUGCUGGAAAACGAAGCGCCGAAAGUGCCGCCUGGACGGGGAACUGGAUAUCAUUCAUUCACCUACGGAUGGCUUGUGGAUCAAAUUAUAAGAAAAGCAGAUGAAAAGCAUCGAGGAAUCAGCCAGUUUCUGAGGGAAGAGAUAACAGCACCAAACGGAAUCGACUUCCACGUCGGUCUGGACGCUUCUGAGAAACAUCGAGUGGCUCGAGCAACUCAAUCGACAAUUUCAGAAGCGAUAAUCGAUAUAUGGUAUGAUCCAGGAAUCGCUGAGCUGUUACGCGAUUUUUUCAUAGCCAAGGCGAUGGGAAAUCUGCCUUGGGUGGACGUAUUGGAUAUGUACACACUGAACAGUCCUGCACAGCAGACAUUGGAGCAAGCGACUGCAGUUAGCAUUGGAAACGCUCGUUCAAUGGCCUCCACAUUUAGCCUGUUUGUCAAUGGACGUAUCGUUGGGGAAAAAACACUGGCGCUUAUAGAAGAACCAGUUGUCAACGAAACCGACUACGUCGUUAACGAAGUAAUCGCCAGAGGGCAUGGAUUCUACUAUUAUCCGCCACGAGGAAAAUCUCAAGACAAUCUCAUGAUAGGUCAUCCUAGCCUUGGAUGUCAGCAGCUGAUGUUCGACACGAGAAAGAAGGUUUCUUUUGCUUAUGUGACGAACGGAUUGAAAGCAGGCGUCUAUGAUCUCUGUCGUAACUACAUGCGGCUACAGAGGGCUCUAUAUGAUGUCCUGGAAGCACAAGGCAUUUGA